GAUGCCAAAACUGUGAUUAGUCACAUGAUGGCGCGACAGGAGAGAGAUCCAGAUUUUUUCUUCAAGUACUUGGUUGACCGAGAGGGUCAUUUGAAGGGAUUGUUCUGGGCUGAUAGUCAAUCCCGGCGUGACUACGAGGCUUUUGGCGACGUUGUUGUUUUUGAUAGCACCUACAGGACUAAUAAGUACAAUCUGCCCUUUGUGCCUUUUGUUGGGCUGAAUCACCACCGCAGCACUGUUAUUUUUGGAUGUGGUAUUAUUUCUCAUGAAACAGGCGAGGCAUACGAGUGGAUGCUGCGGACCUUUUCUAAAGCAAUGGCCAAUAAGCACCCGAUAUCCGUGAUCACUGACGGGGACUUGGCAAUGCAGAGAGCAAUCAGAGUGGUCUGGUCUGACACGGUUCAUAAGCUGUGUGUAUGGCAUAUUCAAGAGAACAUUGUACGUCAUCUGAGUGAUGACGCGGUUAAGGAAGAAUUCAGAUCUUUCAUAUAUGAUCGUUCUUCCAUACAAGAGCAUGAGAGCAAAUGGGUAGAUUUCUUAGAAAGGAAUAAAGUAACAAGUGAGGAGUCGUGGUUGCAUCAGAUGUAUAAGAUGAGGAAGUUGUGGUGUGCUCCAUAUCUGGUGGGACGCUGUUUCCUAGGAUUGAGCAGUAAUCAAAGGAGUGAGAGCCUAAACUCUGUUCUGCAUACGCAUCUUGAUGGUAGCAUGACAUUGUUUAAAAUGGUAGAGCACUAUGAGCGUUGCCUUUCGACACGACGCCUAAAUGAGGCGGUGCUAGACAUUGUUGCCUUGCAGUCCGUUCCAUUUACAGAGGUGGAUGCUUCUAGUCUUGAGAAACACGCUGCACAAGUUUUCACACCUGCAAUGUUUGUUUUGGUCAGAUAUAGCACAGAUGCUGUCAGGAAUUGUACCCUCAGCGGUGAAAUACUAGAUACAGAUGAUUUGACCACAUUUGUUGUGGCUAAGAAGCAUAGAGGAGAGAAGUUCCAAGUGGAGUAUGAGAAAAAGGAAGGUUCUUCGGAGAGGAUUUCUUGUUCUUGCCGCAAGCUGGAAUGCUUAGGCACACCAUGUUCCCACAUAUUUUACAUAUUGGGAUUAUUAGAAGUAAAACGACUUCCGAGUUGUUGUGUUCCUACUAGGUGGACGAUGAGUGCAAAGGCCGCAUGUCCUGGGGCAAGAAAGAACUGCAUGUAUGAUUAUUCGGCAAGUCUGAGGAGGUACCGUGAGCUACGGAACUUGAGUCACGCGAAAUGUUUCUCAGCAGCUCAUUCUGUUGAAGCAUAUGAGCAUCUGAAGAUGGUUCUAAAUGUACAAGAUGAUAGGAAGGAAUCAUCCAGUGGUCACAAGGAAUGCAUGAGGUAUGGGCCGGUGCUCCCUCAAACGGCACGACUUGAUUCUGGAGAAUUGGAGAAGGUUCUAGAUCCUGUGCAUGUGCAAGGCCGAGGUGCACCGAAGAAAAGAAUGAAGAAGAAGCGGAAAAGAUCAAACUCAAAAUGCGGUUAUUGCAGGUUGGAGGGUCACAAUAGGCGUAAAUGUGCCAAGUGGAUAGAGGACAACAAUCUGACAGAGCCUUGUUAGCUCUCUUCACCUGGCCGUCCGCUCCAGCAUGGCCGCCGUGUCGUCCGCCACCUCCGUCCACGACUUCACUGUCAAGGUUGUUAGCGGGAAGGGCGUCGGCCUGAGCAUGGCACAAAUUUAUUGAACUUUAUCCCUCUGUAGGCAGAUCAUCGCACCAUUAUACCGAGAUCAUAGCACAUGGAAUAAACUCCUCCUGGCCGUAGCUUUUCCCCUCCUUAAGGCUCUGGCAUUUCUCCAUUAAGGCUCUGUUCAUUGCACAUGUGAAUAUAGUUCUGGCAUUUCUCCAUUAAGGCUCUGUUCAUUGCUACCAACAUUUGUGACUUGGAAUUGACCUGGAAUGUAACCUGCACAUAUUUCCAAUUUAUCUAUUCGCAGUGACCUGGAAUGUUACUUGGCCAGCCUCUUGUCCAAUGUACUUCAAUCUGAUAAUGUAUGGAUUUUGUGAAGUUACUCAAAUACUUGCUCUGAAAUUGUAUACAAGUUUGGUGUGAUGUACACUUUUCAGCACACACUCUAGGAUUUGCAGGGAGUACUUGUGCUUGUGUUCACUGUAGAAACUGCAGUUAACUGAACACAAAACCUUGCGUUUACUGUCAGUGAACACAAACUGCUUGUGCUGUCCGUGAACGCAAAUUCUUGCUUGCGCUGUCACUGAACAGAAACUCAGAUUAUGUGGACUUCCCGUUUCAUUAUUGAGCUGCAGCAUCUAUCUUGCAAAGUAUGUGCACGAGUCAGUGUUGGCUACGUACGUCUGCACGCUGCCGAUGUCCAGCACCCGCUGGAU
Molecule: messenger RNA, 2362 nt
Organism: Lolium rigidum
Lineage: Eukaryota; Viridiplantae; Streptophyta; Magnoliopsida; Poales; Poaceae
Product: protein FAR1-RELATED SEQUENCE 5-like
Exons: 5
Coding region: 25-1578 (517 amino acids)
Molecular function (GO): zinc ion binding
Source: RefSeq, a predicted model, not a curated record